Messenger RNA from Closterium sp. Naga37s-1, 1161 nucleotides. The record is from the annotation of a GenBank genome assembly. NCBI's taxonomy places the organism in Eukaryota, Viridiplantae, Streptophyta, Zygnematophyceae, Desmidiales, Closteriaceae.
AUGUCUCAUUCCAAGCAGCCCAGGAGCCAAGGGAAGAGGAAAGACGGCAAGAAUAGGCCCAGAGGAGGAGCAGAGAGCUCCAUAGGAGACCCUUUCGCUCUCUCGGAAGAGCGUCUGGUGUCGCUUGAUUUGGAGAGCGGUUUCAAUCAACGAAGGGACUACUCUGAAGCAUGCCGCGAGCUCUCUCUCCUGCUCCGCCUCUGCUACUCCCUCGCUCCCAAGCCCGUGCAAUCCCACCUCUACUCCCUCGCCCAACAAGCCAUUGCCAACCUCCCCUGCAUGGACGGCGCUCUGCACAGGUCAGCAGCGCGCCAGCUCAUCCAGGCGUGUCAGGCGGCGCUGCCACGUCAGCGCAAGCAAGCGGUUACCGCCGAGUACAAGCGACUCUGCGUCAUGCUCGCUCGGGCGGAGAAGAAAUCCGAGAGUGCAGUCGAAGAGGAGAGCGAGGAAGAAGAAGGGGGGGAGGAGCAGCAACAGCAAGAAGCAAAUGAUUCCACUGGAAGCUCCACCAAACAGGGUUUCCAGCCCUUGAACUUUGAAAGAUCUUCCAGCAUGCCUCCUUGUAUCCCCACCUCUCAAGCAUGCUCUCUCACUUCUUAUCCUCCGUCUCUCCCUCCUCUACGGUCUGACAUCUUGCACCUCCUCUUCUCUCACCUUGACCCUUUCUCGCUUGCCCGAGCCUCUGCUGUUUGCUCCCACUGGAGGGACAUUGCAGCUGCUUGCCUCGUUUCCGUACCUGCUGCCGAUGCCCGGGAGAGCAGGAGUGGGAAGGGCCGGUCCGGAGGGGAGGUGCAGGAGAGACAGAGGCCGUUGUGGCGAGAGUUUGUUUCUCGGUGUGCACAGGGCUCUUCACUGUCCUCUUUACAGUCCAACCGGGUCUUGGUGCUUCUGGAAAGGAAAAAGGAGCUGGAGCCUGUUGCGGGAGCAGCAUGGCUGGUGGUUCUUCUGCUGGAGCUGGAAGGGCGGGUAAAAAUGCAGCAGCACGUGUGGAAACUUGCCGGAACAGCAAAGGUUGUGGCAUCCCUAUCUGACGAGUUUGAGGGGGAGGAGUCCAGUGACGAGGAUGGUGCUGGAGUAGGUAGAACUGGUUACCACUCCAACGCAUCUACUGUCUCACGGUUUUGGUGGGACUUUCAUUCUAAUGCAGCAAUUUAUUGGUGA